Molecule: messenger RNA, 1077 nt
Organism: Colletotrichum higginsianum IMI 349063
Lineage: Eukaryota; Fungi; Ascomycota; Sordariomycetes; Glomerellales; Glomerellaceae
Product: Nitric oxide synthase-interacting protein-like protein
Exons: 3
Coding region: 1-1077 (358 amino acids)
Cellular component (GO): nucleus
Molecular function (GO): ubiquitin protein ligase activity
Source: RefSeq, a predicted model, not a curated record
AUGGCGCACAGCAAACGAAACACGUCCCGCAGUGUCUUCACCUCAUACGAGCGUGACAUGGCUAAGGCUGCGUGGGCCUCGACCUCGGCGCGCCUGUCUCGCGACUCCUUCCUCCCCUUUGGUUCUUGCUAUCUCUGUCUUGAAAUCGCCAGAGAACCUGUAUCGUGCAACCAUGGCGAUGUAUUUUGCCGUGAGUGUGCGGUGGCCAACCUCCUCGCACAGAAGAAGGAGAUCAAGCGCGUAGAGCGAGCACGAGACAAGGCGGAGCAAGAAAUCCUGGACGCCCAGGCCCGUCAAGACGCCGAGGCUCAGGAACGCGCCGUAAAGGAAUUCGAAAAGAUUCAAGCGGGACUAGACCCGUCGUCAUCCGUAACAUCACUGACCCCGUCUGGGCUUGCAUCAAGAGAAGAUGUUACGAUGGGAACCGAUAUCAAUGUUCCCAUGAAGCAGGGCACCAAGAGAAAAUUCAUUUUGGAUCAUGACGAGCUAGAGAAAAUCGCAAAGGAAGAUCGCGCCAAGGCGCAGAAGUCGAUCGACGAGGAAAGAGCAUCCAAGGAGAAACUGCCUUCUUUCUGGACACCGUCUCAAACACCCGAUGCCGAAGCAGCUCGUAAAGCGGCAGCCGCGACAACAGCUCCCAAAAAGAUUAAGCUUGCGCCUGUCUGCCCGGCGUCGCCGGAUAACUCGCCGCAUCAUUACUCCCUGAAGUCCCUGAUCACCCUCAACUUCAAGGAAGAGCUCGAUCCCAAGACAAACAGCAACAGGCGCAUUUGUCCCUCGUGCGUGAAGACGCUUGGUAACGCGUCACGUCCUCUGCUGGCUGAGAAGUGCGGACACGUCAUCUGCCGAAGCUGUGCUGUAAAGUUUAUGACUACUGCGAAGGGCGAUGACUCUUCACCGCAAGAGAACGCUUGUUACGUCUGUGAUGCCCGACUGACGGCGGGCCGCUCGGAUGGCAAGCAGAAGCAGCGAAAACAGGAGUUUGUCGGACUGAUCGAGCUCAGAUCUGAAGGCACAGGGUUCUCCGCUAGGGGCGCAAGUAAGGUGGAGAAAAGCGGCGUCGCCUUUCAGUGCUGA